Messenger RNA from Parasteatoda tepidariorum (common house spider), 1589 nucleotides. Its product is annotated as transmembrane emp24 domain-containing protein 7. NCBI's taxonomy places the organism in Eukaryota, Metazoa, Arthropoda, Arachnida, Araneae, Theridiidae. The record is from RefSeq and is a predicted model, not a curated record.
AGAUUUCUGCUUUUGGUGAUGGUCCUACGAGUUUAGGCCACGUUGAGUGAUGUGUUGUUUGUGGAAACUUAUGAUUUGAAUGAAACUUAUUGCCCUUAACACCAUUUCGAUGUGAAUAGGAUAAAGUCUUUAGUGAUAUACUUCAAUAUGCAGUGCAUAUUCCUUUUUGCGAUUUCGGUAUCUCUUUAUAUUUGUAUAGUUACCGCUGUAGAAUUGACAUUUGAGUUGCCGGAUAACGCUAAACAAUGUUACCAUGAAGAUAUUGAGCAAGGAGUUAAAUCUACUGUUGAAUUUCAAGUUGUGACUGGUGGUAACUAUGAUGUUGAUGCUGUCCUUGAAGCACCUUCUGGCAAAGUCCUUUACCGUGGAAUAAAAAAACAGUCUGACAGCUACUCUUGGGUUGCUGACCAAACAGGGGUCUAUAAACUCUGUUUCAGCAACGAGUUUUCUACAUUUAGUCAUAAGUUGGUUUACUUAGAUUUUAUUGUGGGAGAAGAAAAACCUCUUCCUGGUAUUGGUGAACAUUUAACUGCAAUGACUAAGUUGGAAACAUCAUCAGCCAAUGUGCAUGAACAUCUUAAUACUAUCAUAGACUACCAAACACAUCAUCGGUUAAUGGAGGCACAAGGGCGAAAACGCGCUGAAGAUUUGAAUACUCGUGUUAUGUAUUGGUCCAUGGGAGAAACCAUUCUUAUUAUUUGUAUUGGUGUUGGACAAGUUAUUGUACUGAGAAACUUUUUUAGUGAGAAAAAAGGAUCAUCUUCAUGAGAACUCUUAGUCCUUAAAAAUGUUUUAUAUAGAGGCAUACAAACAAGGGUAUUGUUUAAUAAUGUUUCUUCCAUGGGAAAAACUAGUUGUGCCUCAUGUUUUGUAUGCCUUAAAGGAUCAUCAAAACAUUUUGCAAAAUCAUCGCUCUUCAUGCUUAUUUUAAUUUUGGAUUAUGUGGUGAAACUAAUAAAAUUUAUUGAACGUAUGGAUAUAGGUCAUAAAUAUAAAUUUUUCAUUCAUAUUUGAAUAGACUAAUAUUAUCAAAAAAAUAGCUUGUUUAAAUUCACCUUUUCCCCCCUAUAUUGUUUUUCUGGUCUCUCUCUCUGCAAAAAUAAUAAUAAUUUUUACAUUAUAAAACGAUAAGUGCUUACCAGUCGUGCUUAAAAUAAAAGUUAAUUUUUAGGAGUAAGAUCAAUUUUAGUUUGAAUUUUAGGUACUCUUCUAUUUUUGCUUAUUAUAUUAGCUAUUUAUAUUAUAUUUCAAAUUAUCUGACUUGAUUUUUUGAUUGACAUAAUAAUUAUAAUCUCUUGAAUUUACUUAUUAUAUUUAAUGUAUUUUUUUUUCUUUUUUGUUCAGAUUGUGAUACAAAAAUAAAUGUAUUAUUUAUUUUAUUAUAUGUUCCUGUUUUUCUCCUGAAUGGCAUUUGUUUAUUCGUGAGAAGUUUCUAUUUUGUUUGUAAAUUUAUUUUUUCCAAUUUAGUUGAAGUACAAAUCCCGUUGUCACAAUUCAGAUGUUUCUGUUUAAGCUACUCAUAUCUGUAUUCUUUUGUCUUAAAUAUAAACAAGAACAAUUUUCAAAAUGAAAUAAAGUUACACAAGAAA